AUGACUCAGCAGAGCUGGAUUGUGUGUGUAGCGCGGUGUGUCGGAGGACGGUGGUAUGGCGCGCUGGGAGAGCUGGUCGUGGAGUUGGUCGUUAAUGCUGUCUUCCUCCUCUCUCUGUCUGCUCACGGAGAACUCUCAUUGACCACUGUCAGCAAGACGGAAGUCCAGCACAGCCAAUCAUCUUUCUCCGCUGUAGAAAGGGCGGUGCUUAUCGGUGAUGACUCAGCAGAGCUGAUUGGUUUAGGGUUAGGACUAGCGGCUGGACUUCCUCUCAGCGCCAUCAAACGUAAACCCUCUCACAGAAGACACUCCCACUUGGACUUCACUGAACAGGACGAUCAGCCAAUCAGAGAAGAGCUAACUGGCGAGGAAUCUCAGGAACGCUCAGAUGAUAUCAUCAAGGUGGAGUUCCAUAACCCCGACCGCCCCUUGACCCCUGACCUCUCGUCUGAUUCUGAUUGGCUGACGGCUGUAGUUCAGCCCCUGCAGCAGCGGGCGGGAGACCCCACAGCCUGGACUCUGUCAGAUUUCUACGACUACCUGUCCCCCGACGACGAACUCUCCACCAUAGAUUCAACCCUUGACCCUGAUCCGACCCUGACCCCUCCGACAGACAUGGAGGAUGAAAACCCCUCGCUCACUGGCUCCCCUGUCCUCAAUGUUACCCCUGACAAUGAUGACCCCCAGCCCCCCUCUCAGUCUCAAUCCCCCCCUCCUCCUUCCCCUCCUCAGGGGUCAGAUGGGUGUGGUUUGGGCUUUGUGAGGUCAGAGGUCGGGGGUGAGUGUGUGUCUCAGUGUGACACACAGCCUGACUUCUGCUACAACAGAGGAGUUUGUACCAUCGCUACGGGAAUAGGAGCAUUCUGCAGAUGUAAUGUCCAGGACUAUAUGUGGAACAAGGGCUCUCGUUGUGAUUGGGUGGUGACAGACUUCCAGGUGCUGUGUGUGGUAGUGGGUGUGGCCUCUACGACCCUCAUCCUACUCAUCAUCAUCAUCGUCUUCUUCGCCAAACGACUCCACCGCCUGAGGAUUGAGAAUAGGCGACUCCGCAAACGCAGUCUAUACCGUCCACACAGCGAGAUGCAGACAGAUGCUUCUCUGUUUCACGGCGCAAGAUGGUCCCAUGCCAACGAUGACCCUCAGAAAAUGGAGGACCCUGUAAAGUCUCAAUUCACUCAAGGGGAGGAGUCUCUGAACAUCGCCAACUCUCAUUCGCCGAAACAUAUUAACAACCGCCCUGCCCACUCCUCUGACCACACCCCUAACGCAGACCAGGAGGUAAAUAGGGAGGAGGCAAGCUCCUCCCCCUCCAACAACAUAUACUAAAUUAUUAUUAUGAUUAAUGUAAUACCACCAUGCACAUAAGGGGCACCAUAAUACUCCAUAUAUCUACUAUACUAUCUCUGGAGAGGGACUGUUGAGCCCCUUGACUCCACUAGGAGCUAAAAGGACGAAAACACAAUUAUACUACAGUAUACUAUACUGUACUGUCCUAUACUAUAUCCCUUACAUAACAACAUGUUGCACCACUACUGACCACAUGGGGGCGAUGCUACUCCUUCCUUGCUACACCUAGCUGCAUCACUGUAGCAAUUCUGAACUAAACUGUCUCUGGCUGGACAAACUCUCCUCUCCCACAAUGUCCUGCUCUCAUCUCUGACCCUUUACUGCUGUCCUCCCUUCUCCCACUGUCUGCCUUAAGUCUGCGUCAAAAAUUACACCCUAUUCCCUUUACUGUGCACCACUUUUGGCUAGAGCUCUGGUCAAAAGUAGUGCACUAUGUAGGGAAUAGGGUGCCAUUUCAGAUCUUUACCCUUCUUUUUGUCUGCAUGCAUUGCUGUUUUCUACUAAAACAGUUCUUUAUGGAAAAUCAUUAUAAACAAGAUUAACUAGAAAUACAAGAAAAACUGUUGAGAAAUGACAAGAAAAACAGUUGAGAUACUUUGAUGUUUGAUAUGAUCCAGUGAAUAUGUAUAGGUUUCAUGUAAAGUUACUGUGUUGCCUGGCUUGCUAACAUUGAUAUAUUUAUGGUUUCUAUUGAUGUGGGUUAUAACCCUUUGAUGAAAUUCAGGGGUUGGUAUUUUUGGGGGUAGAACACAUCAUUAUAGCAUCGGAACCAGAGUUGUUGGAAUAAAACUUUGUAACUUUAAA
Messenger RNA from Salvelinus sp. IW2-2015, 2151 nucleotides. Its product is annotated as chondroitin sulfate proteoglycan 5. NCBI's taxonomy places the organism in Eukaryota, Metazoa, Chordata, Actinopteri, Salmoniformes, Salmonidae. Gene Ontology annotation, biological process: nervous system development; cell projection morphogenesis. The record is from RefSeq and is a predicted model, not a curated record. Gene Ontology annotation, cellular component: synapse.